Molecule: messenger RNA, 5775 nt
Organism: Papilio polytes (common Mormon)
Lineage: Eukaryota; Metazoa; Arthropoda; Insecta; Lepidoptera; Papilionidae
Gene: kto
Product: mediator of RNA polymerase II transcription subunit 12-like
Exons: 39
Coding region: 134-5563 (1809 amino acids)
Biological process (GO): regulation of transcription by RNA polymerase II
Cellular component (GO): mediator complex
Molecular function (GO): transcription coactivator activity
Source: RefSeq, a predicted model, not a curated record
ACAAAUGUGUUAAAAGCAGCAAAUUUUUUGCUUUAAUUUUAAGUAAUGUGAUUCUUAUAACGUGCAUUUAUUAUAUUUAUAUAAGAUAAAUCAUGGUUUUCAAUAAUUAGGGUGAGUUGUAAAUCUUUACAAAAUGGGGAUUAUGUAUGAAAAACGGCCUUUAAAAAGGCCUCGUCUGGGUCCCCCUGAUGUAUAUCCACAGGAACCACGUCAAAAAGAGGACGAGCUUACAUCAACAAACGUUAAACAUGGUUUUUCCACCACACCACAAUCUAGCGAUGAAUUUGGUACCGCAAGGAAUUUUAAUUAUUCUGCCUCGAAGAUAGGACAAUUCUUCUCAAGCAUAUUAUCAAAGAAAGAAGAACUGAACACACUACCAGACUGUGGCCGGAAGAGACAGCAAGUGAAUCCCAAAGAUAACUUUUGGCCCGCCACAGCGAGGACCAAACCACAAAUAGAAGCAUGGUUCAAAGACUUAGCUGGUAGCAAACCUUUAUCAAUAUUGGCAAAAAAAGCACCAAAUUUUAACAAGAAGGAGGAAAUUUUUAUAACACUGACAGAAUAUCAAGUGGCAAUGCCAAGAGCUGCAUGGUUCAUAAAGCUUAGUUCAGCCUACACAGUGGCAGUCUCGGAGGCUAAGAUUAAGAAAAGACAGUUACCUGAUCCUACUACAGAAUGGACAACUACAUUAAUAAAGUUUCUAAAAGACCAAAUACCAAAGCUGGCGGAGCAUUAUCAAAGUGCAGUGCCCACCAACCCAUUGGAAAAGACACCACCAUCACAAUCAGGUCAAGGCACACCUAGUCACAAUUCUUCCGGAAGCCAGCCUGGUGGCACUACUCCCAAUUCAACUCUGUCAAACUCUAUGCACUCACCUGGAAACUCCAUUAGUACAAUAGAGAGUAUGGAUUGGCGGCAAUCACUCAAGUUAUGGAACUACUGCUGUCGGCUUGCACGCUACAUGCUGGACGAGGGUCUGCUGGACCGACAUGACUUCCUCACGUGGAUUAUAGAACUGCUUGAUAAAAGGGCACCUGAAGAUGGCCUGUUGAGGUUGUUCUUACCAUUAGCAUUACAACAUAUGAGUGAGUUUGUGUGUUGUGAGGGUCUGUCACGCCGGCUGGCCACCACCUGCGCCAAGAAGGCCGCGGCCAUUUGCUCCGUACUCUCUGAUACCACACUGCGAGCACUUAACCAGCCCGCUGUAUUCACGAAAACUGCAGAUGGAAGUGAUAAAGUAAAUGGCAUACCAAUGUCACCAGCACCAGAAAACACAAACGGAGAUGUGAAACCAAAUGUUAACCAAAUAAAGCGUUCAGCGACUCCUGCUGAGAGCCAGGGAACACCGAACCCCAACCAUUCUAUGGGGACACCAAACCCAAACCAUUCCAUUGGUACCCCUAUACCAAUGGGUACACCAAACCCAUCACAACCCAUGGAUGUUCAAGUAAAAGAAGAGAGAGGAUCUCCACCCAGAGAUGUUAAGACAACCCUAAAUACAGUCAUAACUGCCGCACUAAAUCCAGUGCAAAUGGGAUUCAGUGAAAUACUAAAUUGUCAAUAUCACAGAGAUAUUAUAAUACAGUUAGCUACAGUAUUACAGAUAAUCUGCAUAGAAUGUCCGACAGCUAUGGUGUGGUCUGGCUGCGGGUCUUCAAUGCAAGGCUCCCCCCUCGACCUGCUCCCCCUACCACCAUCAGCCUUACCCAUGCCGCAUAUGGACUCCGAUGUUACUGAACAUCAUAGGAAGUUGGUUUAUGAAGCUGAACAAGAAAUAGCAGCAAGGAGUAAAAAGGCUGAAAGCAAAUGGUGCACUGACAAAUGGCAAACUAGUUCACAAGCGCGUGUUCUAGCGGUAUUGGAAGCGUUAGACCGCCAUUGCUUCGACCGCGUGGACCCCAACAACAACCUCGAUACAUUGUACAAAGAGGUGUUCGCAAACUGCACGCCUCCCGCCACCAAAGACUCUUCCACUGAUACCAAAGAUCCCGAAUCUACGGACAAGUUACUGUUAAAAUUUCAACCUAACGCUCUAAAAUAUUUCUUUAUUUCAGGUUCCGAUGAUAAAGAAUCUAUAAGUUCGGGAACCGGACUGUACAAUGGGCCGCCGAUUUUUCAAAAUCUUCUCCUGAGAUUUCUGGACAAUGAUGCACCGGUGUUAGACGAGAGUCCAAACGCUCCGCCGGGAAAUCGUCAGCAGUUCGCGAAUCUGGUGCAUCUGUUCGGUGAACUCAUACGCAGGGAUGUUUUCUCACACGACGCAUACAUGUGUACACUCAUAUCUAGAGGGGAUCUAGUAUCGCCUACGGAGCCUACGUCAUCGGGCGGAUCUGGCGGGCACACGGUGGCGCCCCCUGUCACCAGCACCGGCACCAAUCACAACAUGGACGAUGAUAUAUUUGCCAGUAUUGAUCUUAAACCUAAAAUGGAGGAAAAUGUGCGAUUGGAGUUAGACGACUCAAAAAUCGACGACGAUCUAGAUAAAAUAUUGCAACACAUAAAAGAGGAUCAGCAGAAUUCAAUGGAUGCGCCCGACAGUCCCAAAGAUCCUGGAGAACCAGUGCAUAGUUUAAAUUCACCAAUGAUGGGUCCGAGUGGGAUGAGCAUUGCCAACAUGCAGAGUAUAGGGAUGGGGCCGAUGUCGGUACCAGGUAUCCGCAGCAGCAGUUCCUGUGGUGGUGUGGGGGGUGUGCCGGCGGGGGAAAUCUGCAAGUUAUUUUCAAAAAAGUUCUCCAUUGACGUUGCUGAAGGAGGCAAGAUAAAGAAACAUUCCAGAAGUGAGUUUAACUUCGAGGCUGUCACGCAGAAGUUUCAGGCGAUGUCAAUGUACGAGCAAGGCGCGGUGUCGUGGGCGGUGGGCGGCGCGGUGUGCGAGGCGCUGGCCGCGUACGCCGCCGCCGCCACCACCUACCUGCCGCAGCCCGAGCACGUCGCCUUCGCACUCGACCUCAUGGAGAUCGCGCUCAACGUGCACGGCCUCAUUGAAACUUGCAUACAGGUAUUAAAAGAGCUGUCAGAAGUGGAAGGCGCGUUGAUAACUCGCGGCGCGCCCAGCAGCGGGCUGGCGGCGCCGCGCGCCUACACCUCCGCGCUGGCGCUCUGCACCGUGGGCGCGCUUAGGCGAUACCACUCCUGUUUACUAUGUAACGACUUGUCCGCCCGCGAUGGUAAGCCGAGCGGCAAGAAGUCCAGCGAUCUGUCGCACAUACUAGGCACCAGCGACACCGUGCCUACGGACGCCCAACUUGAUCUAAUGUCGAUGGUAGAAUCAGAGAUCAGUGGGGGCCAUAGAACUCCUAGGGGCAGUGGAGGCGUGGGGUCGACGCUACUCGACUCGUCGCAGUCUCUGUCGUCCCUCGCACGGCGCAUGCUCGCAGAGAUCUGCAGCGAAGAGUGGGUGCUGCAGAAGUGUCUGCAGAACCCUGACGAACUCUACUUACCUGAUAUGCUGCUGGACUCCAUGCUCACACCGAGGCAGGCACAAAGAUUGCUGCACAUGAUAUGCUAUCCGGAUACAGCUAGUCAUACACACCCCGAUCUAGAUCAGAAGACUAUGAUCACGCGAUUAUUAGAGAACCUGGAGCAGUGGUCGUUGCGCAUGUCGUGGCUGGACCUGCAGCUGAUGUUCAAGCAGUUCGAGCCGGGCUCGCCGGACCGCUCCUACCAGCUCACCGCCGACUGGGCGCUGCUGCUCACGCAGCUGCUCGCGAACCAACUCAUCGACGCCUACAAUAACACGCUGUGCCGCAGCAACCUGUUCACGACAUUAAUCGACAUGCUGGCGACGUUAAUCCAUUCCACGCUGGCGGAGGGCGGCGACGACAACAACAGGAAGCACUACCAGAACCUCAUGAAGAAGCUCAAGAAGGAGAUAGGUGACAGGCACGGGCCCUCCGUACAGAGUGUGCGACAACUGCUCCCCCUCUCAAAGAAUACUAUCAUUGAGGUGAUCGCUUGCGAGCCUUUAGGCUGUUUAGUGGACCAAAAGGGAAACAAAAUAUCUGGCUUCGACAGUGAUAAGAAACAGGGUCUGCGGCUGACGGACAAGCAGCGCGUGUCGAGCUGGGAGCUGGUGGAGGGUGGCAGAAACCCCGCCCCCCUCUCCUGGGCCUGGUUCGCGGCCACCAAGAUAGAACGGAAACCUCUCACUUAUGAAAAUGCUCACAGGUUAUUAAAAUAUCAUACACACAGUCUCGUCCAACCACAAAGCUAUUAUUUAGAAUCAAUUCCGUUGCCGCCUGAAGAUUUGGAGACAAAUGACAAUAAACAGGACAACGGCAGCUUGGACUCGAGCCCAACGGGAGCCGGCAAGGGACGCAAAAUGCCCUGCAAAAAUAAUAAAGCCAAAAAACCUAAAGUGGCCACACCCACAAACGUGGGCGGUGUGGUGGGCGUGGGCGGCGUGGGGCUGUCGGCGCCGGCGCAGCAGCCGCAGUUCAUACAGUCGCAGCAGCAGUGGUUCCCGCCGCCCGGAGCCACGUAUUACAACCCACCUGCGGCUGGUGUGAGUCCGCGCUCGGUGACGCAAGCCUCGACGACGCAGUGCAAGCAGGCGCUCAGCAACAUGCUGCGUCAGCGAGUGCCCUUCAACCAGAUGACGCAGAUGCAGCAGAAUACGGGGUACCCCGGCGCACCGCACGCCCGCGCGCCCUUCCCCCGGCAAGGCAUGCGACAAAUGCAGCCCAAUCAGAUGUCGCAGAUGCAGCCCAAUCAAAUGAACCCCAUGAGUGCGAUGGGCAAUAUGGGUCCAAUGGGACAAAUAGGUGGUGUCCAAAUGGGACCGGGGCAAAUGGGCGCCGGUCAGAUGGGAAGCGGGCAAAUGAGCCAGAGCCAGAUGGGCGGCGGGCAGAUGGGCAGCGGCCAGAUGCCCGGCAUGGGCGGCCAGAUGUUCGGAAACCAGUAUGGUGGUAUGCAGCAAGGUUAUGGAGGAUACGGACAGCAAAUGAUGCAAGGUGGCCAACAACAAAUGAUGAACCAAGGCAUGGGUCAAAGUGUCAAUCAAAUGAGUCAGCAAGUAAACCAAAUGGGUCAGGGUGUCAACUCUUUAGGACAAAAUGUUAGUCAAAUGAGCCAAGGCGUCGGUCAAGGUGGACAGAUGCCACAGGGUAUGGGACAAAUGGGACAAAGCAUGGGACAGAUGGGUCAGGCUAUGAGCCAGAUGGGGCAAAUGGGACAAGGUGGUGGUAUGGGACAAAUGAACAGUCAGACCUCAUCGAUGGGACCGCAAGGAGGCAGUGCCAUGGGUGGAUUCCUCGGACAACAAUCAUUCCAACAUCAACAGAAUAUGAUGAGUGGGCGAGCGAGUCAAGAAGCAUUCCUAGCACAACAAAGGCAAAAUGCUCGCCCGCAGUACAUGCAAGCGCCUAACGUAACGAUGGGUGGUAUGAGCGGCCCUGCGCCGCCGUACCCACGCACCAUGCAGCCGCAGCAGGGCGCGCAGUACGGCCAGCAGCUAACGCCGCAGCUGCGCAUGCGCCAGCAGGUGCUCGCUAUGCAGCAACAGCAGCAGCAGGGCCCGCUGGUGCAGCACCUGCAGCGCCAGCAGUACCAGCCACCCUACUGAACUACUACUAAUAUGGUCCUUGAUCUAAUGAUGUUAGAAUAAAAAAAAGUAGUGUGGUAACAUCUUUAAAAUUCACUGUCCCAUAAAUUUAUAUGUAUAUCUUAAAAGUAACAAAUGUAAUAUUUUAGAUGAAUUUUUUGUACAUAUUAUUUUCUGAUAGAUAUAAGAGAAAUACUAGGAUGUUAAAAAUGAACUAAAAAGAUAAAUGAAAU